Messenger RNA from Labrus bergylta (ballan wrasse), 3071 nucleotides. It is a transcript of the gene snx19b, whose product is annotated as sorting nexin 19b. Gene Ontology annotation, cellular component: intracellular membrane-bounded organelle. Lineage: Eukaryota; Metazoa; Chordata; Actinopteri; Labriformes; Labridae. Gene Ontology annotation, molecular function: phosphatidylinositol binding. The record is from RefSeq and is a predicted model, not a curated record.
AACAAACCGUACCAAACAGACGCUCACAUGACCGGUCGUGCAGAUGUGAUGCUUCCCCUGCACACAUGAUUUCUACAUCUCCCCCUGAGGGCGUCCGGCCACAGAGUAACCUCCCUGCUGCCAUGGCUGAGGUGUUGGGACAGAGGAGCAUGUUGGGCCUUGGUGUGAUGCUGGCAUGGUUGGUGCUGUUCCACCUGCUGGUCAACAUUUGGCUGCUGUGUGUAUUCACCAGCCUGCUGGUGGUGCUCGGUGGCUGGCUCGGCUCACAGGCGGUCCUGGAGUCUGACAGUGUGGUUCACCUGGAGAGGUUCAUCUCUCUGGAGGAGAUUGCACCCUCUGUGGAAGAUGAGGAUCACUUGGACCAGGAGAUCCACAACACAGUGAGGAAAAUCAUCAGGGACUUUGUCAGCUCCUGGUACUCCACAGUGUCCUCCGAGAGCAGGUUUGAAACAGAAGUUCAUGACGCCAUGAUCUCUAUGGCCAUGGAGCUGAAAGUACGUGCAAGACAGGUGGACAGGAAGGAGCUGACCCAGAGGAUCCUGGAUCUAUUCGGCUGUCACCUGCAGGACUACAUCCGAGCCAAGGAGCUGGUGACGGAGCAGCAAAAGCCCCUCACCUCAAAGUGGAGCAAUGAGACCGAGUUGUGGAAAGCUUAUUCUAGGAUAACCACGCCUCACCUGGCCAUGACCAGCGACACAGUGGAAGUAAACUAUGCCCGAGCGGUUGUAGAUUUGUUGCUGCAUGUUUUGGUGCCCCCACCUCAUUUGGAGACCCGCACUGGGCGCUUUGUCGUCGCAGAGCUCAUCACUUGCAACGUUGUGCUGCCUCUUAUCGGCAAACUGUCCGACCCUGACUGGUUAAACAGUCUUAUUAUUGAGAUAUUCAGCUGGUCCAGCAAACCACAAGAGCCGAUAAAAACAGAGCCUGUGACGCCUUCGCCACCGAAACUACCAUCUCCCUCUGCCGAAUCAGAGCUCGCUCCACUGCAAGAAACGCCUCCAAAGAAUAAUGAACUAACUCCAAUCAGAGCCUUAACUGAAACGUUUAAUCACACGGAGACGUCCUCGACUGACCUCGCCGCUUACGAUGUGAUCGACUUCGAGGAGGCGGAGUGCACGCAGAGUAUUGCAGAAGAAGAAGAACCUUCUCAACCCUUUUUUAAGCAUUACAUAAGAGGAAGCAAAUCCAACCCAUUCUACCAGGAAAAUGACUCUGAUCUGGAUUCUCCUUUGGCCGACUUUAAACAAACCUCCAUUGACUCCCUGGUUAUGAUCGGCCCAGAGGAGGGUCUGUAUCACAGGCUAAAAGAUUCAGUUUCUUCUGCUGAGAACAGUGUGGAUCAGGAGGAUGUCUGCCCUAGUCCUGUGGAUCUCCCCUGCCCUAAAGUCCUGGUGAUCCAGCCAGUGGAACAUCCGAACAGCUGUAGCCCCUCACCAGUUAGAACAAGAGAUGGGACUGUGAGUAUCUGCAGCAUCCAGGAUCUGGAGAAGGAGGCUCCUUCAGUCAGCCCAGCCAGAGAUCUCCUCCUGGGUGUAGAGCAGAGCGGACCUGGGAGCUCCACUGAGCUGACAGAUGCGAGUCCCCUGCAGGCCUCGUCCCCAAUGCCGCCGUUUAGUUUCGAGCCCCUCAGCAGCCCCGAUGGUCCGGUCAUCAUCCAGAACCUCCGGAUCACUGGCACCAUCACAGCUAAGGAACACCGCGGCACUGGCUCACAUCCCUACACCCUUUACACAAUCAAAUAUGAGACAUCCAUGGGCUAUGAGCAGCCAGGAGGCAUCCAGCCCGGCUCUGAGGACGCUGAAGUUGAACCAGCAUGCGAAAACUCUGCCUCCAUUCAGCCGGUGGCCUAUCACAUGGUGAACAGACGUUACAGCGAGUUCCUAAACCUGCAAACACGACUGGAAGAAAAAAAUGACCUGCGGAAACUCAUCAAAGGUGUAAAAGGUCCAAAGAAAAUAUUUCCAGACAUGCCGUUUGGUAACAUGGACAGCGACAGGAUAGAGGCCCGGAAAGGACUUCUAGAGACCUUUAUUAAGCAACUAUGUACCAUCUCUGAAAUCGCCAACAGUGAGGAGAUGCAGGAGUUUCUGGCUCUCAAUACAGACGCCAGGAUCGCCUUUGUCAAGAAACCAUUUAUUGUGUCUCGCAUAGACAAGAUUGUGGUGAACGCCAUCGUGGAUACCUUGAAGACAGCAUUCCCUCGUUCAGAGCCUCAGAGCCCCACAGAGGACAACGAGGGAGAGGUGGAUGGAUUGAAAAUCGGUGGUGACAAGAAGAGCAAAUCUCGUAUGAAGUUCUCCAGUAAAAACAUCCCCUUUAUGAACGGCUCAGACAUCAGACCAUCGGUUUUGUUCAGUUGGGAGAAAACAAGCAAAGUGUUCAGUGGAAUGUCUUUAGGAGAUUUGCAAGCCUUCAUCUCAGAACAAGAAAAAUUAGACACCAGAGACCUUCUAGAGAGGGAGGAAAGUCCAGGAAUAGAUGAAUUUGGGGGCCGCUUGGACGUUUGCUUUAGAGGAAAAAGCAGUCGGGAGUCUGCAUCAGAGACGGCGCUGGCUGAGGUGGCUCUGAACAUCCUGUGUCUGCUGAUGAGGGAGCAGUGGAGCUGGCUGUGCAGUGAGAACAUUCAAAGGACCAUCAGGCUGCUGUUUGGGACCUUUAUCAACAGAUGGUUGGAUGUGAGCGUAGCCAACCUGACCUGCACCAGUUACUGGGUUGCGUACCUGCAGGUGAUCCAGGAGGCCGUGUGGCCUGGAGGAGCUCUGCCUACAGAGCCUGUACUUGAACGCAGCCAGCAGGAGAAGGACGACACCAGGCAACAAGCUUUACACUGCCUGAUGAGACUCAUACCAGACCUGCUCUCAGACAUGUUGGGCUCCGACAAGUACAAACUCAGCUGGCAGACUGCACUCGACUCUCUUCAGGAUCCCUACAUUAACAGACACCUCGUCUACUGCAUAUUUGAUCUUCUGCUGGAGUUCCUGGUUCCUGAAAUACCUGAAGAGGACUUCCAGACGAGUUUGCUGCAGACCCUCUCGAAGAACCCCGAGAAGCUGCUGGCAUGAUGAGACCAC